AUGGAGAACGUGUCGAGAAGUUUCUUUAUGGACUCUUUGCUGGGAAACAGUGCCGCCAACAACGGGCCUAAAAAACCCCAAAACGUGAAGUGUUUACCGUACUUUCCCCCCAGAGAGGUCGCCGUUAACCCGAUGAUCCCUUACAACCAGAACUACAUAAGCAGCUACUUGUUCUCGCUCAACUUGGCUCAGCAGCACUUGCACCGACCCAAGGUCCCUUUGAGGCCGGUUCCUCGCGUUGCACCCUCACUCGUUUUACCUCCAAUUGCCCCUGCAGCAUCAGCAUCUCCCGUGAGUAGCAGAGAUUCUACUCCAUCACCUCCAAUAGCUUCUGCAGGGAAAUCCACUUCACCCAAAGACAGCUCGAGUAAAAGAAUCAGAACGGCCUUCACCUCCACUCAGCUAUUGGAGCUGGAGCGAGAGUUCUCGGCCAACAUGUACCUCUCGCGUUUGAGGAGGAUCGAGAUAGCGACGUGCCUGCAACUGUCGGAGAAACAGGUGAAGAUCUGGUUCCAGAACAGGCGGGUCAAGUACAAGAAGGAGGAUUCACCCUUGGGGCUAACGGGAACCAAAUGCAACUGCUUGAGGAGCUGCUCGAGUCACAACGGGAGGAGUGCGAAGAGUUCGACCUCCAGCUGCGAGGACGUGAUUGACGUCACGAAUUUGGACGGGGAGGCGUGA
Messenger RNA from Anthonomus grandis grandis, 681 nucleotides. It is a transcript of the gene Ind, whose product is annotated as GS homeobox 1-like. Bases 1 to 681 code for a protein of 226 amino acids. Lineage: Eukaryota; Metazoa; Arthropoda; Insecta; Coleoptera; Curculionidae. The transcript has a single exon. Gene Ontology annotation, cellular component: nucleus. Gene Ontology annotation, molecular function: DNA-binding transcription factor activity, RNA polymerase II-specific; RNA polymerase II cis-regulatory region sequence-specific DNA binding. Gene Ontology annotation, biological process: regulation of transcription by RNA polymerase II. The record is from RefSeq and is a predicted model, not a curated record.